Messenger RNA from Habropoda laboriosa, 1401 nucleotides. RefSeq lists its product as uncharacterized. The record is from RefSeq and is a predicted model, not a curated record. NCBI's taxonomy places the organism in Eukaryota, Metazoa, Arthropoda, Insecta, Hymenoptera, Apidae.
AUGAUCAGGGCAAAUUUAGUAGCCGUAAGCAAUACUGUAGAUGUGGAUAGAAACAUUGGAACAGAAGUAACCAACGAUGCUGCUACCGUUCCUGAAGAAUUAUUUCAGAAAUAUACCGAGACAGACUCAAGACCUUUGACCUCAACACCUAUGUCUGCCAGUGGUACAAUUUUGACAAAUAGACUGACACAGGAAGAAUUUCCAAUAAACUGCAAUCCUUGGGAACGUACUACGUUGGUUUUGGACCUUAGAACUAACUCAAAAAAGCAAAUGGAAAAUGAAACUUUCACUUGGCAUGAGAGGGACUCACUUGGAACUUUAGAACCGGCGCCAACUCAUCGGAAAACUGAAAUUUUCAUAUCUAAACCGAUUUCAAGACGUACAAGUGAACAUCAGAUACGUUCACCGGAGUUACCUACCGAUAUUCCGGAUCCAGUCCCAAGUAUAGAAAUCUAUGAUGAAUCGAACUCCAGUAGAAACACAGACGAAAGUAAAGUGAAAAAACCAAGUAAGGAAUUAACAGUUGUCCGUAGGAGAGGCAAACGAUUAUGCAAAGGGAAGUGUAGAAGAGGUUCAGCAUAUGGACAACAAACAGAAGUCUGUGACUUACUUGAAUCAACUGAAACCCAAAUUUCUCAUAUAGGAAAUAAAUCCACGAGAACAUCAAUUCCUACAAGUAAUGGUGAUGCAGAGAAUUUAGUAGCUACUCCUAACAGGACCUCUGCAAUGAAUAAUACACCUUCUACAAUGCUUCCUAGUUUCAUCGAUGCAAAUAUCUUAAAACAUUUAUACAGAGAGUUAGAUAAUGACAAAAUAGAUGCAGAAUUUUCUGUUAGGAGAAAAAUUGCGUUACAAGAAGCUUUACGAGUGAAAGGAGAAAAUUAUUCACAUUCAAAACGAUCUCAAAAACUUUCAAACCCUGUACUCGCAGAUCUUCCAAGAGUAUUUUCCCGUCGCGCUGUUCGUUUUGAAAUUCUUGGCAGUGAAAGUUUACAUGGGUUAACGGUGUUGGAGUAUCUCAGCAAAAACGUUAAAUGUCGUAUGCGUAACUCACAAAGGUAUCGUAUACCCUUUGAAAAAUAUUUAGUGCAAUUUCCUAGGUAUAUUUCACCAGACGACAUUUAUAAAGCUCUUGGAGAUGUAAUGGGUGAGCCUAUUACUCAUGAGCAAGAAGCAUACUUGAAGUCUAUGAUUGGUGAAAUUAAAGAACCGCUGUUUGUGAAAAGUUGGUUUGGUUUGUGUGCUGCAGCAGAGCGAUUAUUAUGCCGUUUUCUUCCAAAAGAAAAGGAUCCAGCUACUUCCCUCCAAACAGUUGACUUUGAGAUUUUCGAAAGAAGACUCAAAUUUAUUAAUGUUGAUCCUCAACUGGUACAGUUUUUAAGAGAAAUUCGUGAAAAAUGA